Messenger RNA from Spodoptera exigua (beet armyworm), 1783 nucleotides. The record is from the annotation of a GenBank genome assembly. Lineage: Eukaryota; Metazoa; Arthropoda; Insecta; Lepidoptera; Noctuidae.
GUGACACUUGUCUCUGGUGGCGUGUGACAUGACAGCUGACACGUCCAGUCUUUUGUCUACAGUUGACUUGCCAACGAGAAUGUUUACGUUGCGAGGUUAUAUCGAAUAUCAAUUAUUAUGAUAUUUAUUAACUUCUUUUUGAAACAAUAACCAGAUGUGUUUGCGUAACACGAAGUCCAUUAAGUUUAAUUAAUGUCGUGGUUGUGUUCUCCGUGGAGUUAGACCGGUAGAACGUUUGGUUUAACAAUGUUUUUGCAGUGGUUCAUACUGUUGGUGUUAUUACCAUUGAUAUUUAUAGUGUUCCUACUAUUCACAACAUUCGUACUGAUUCCUUGCGCAUUUAUUUUCGCGUCAUGGUAUAUGAGGAUUAAGGAACGGAAGUUAGAGAGAAGAAAGAGAGAUGGCGCUAAUGUUGCAUUCUUCCACCCUUACUGCAAUGCUGGGGGUGGUGGGGAGAGAGUGCUGUGGGUUGCUAUCAGGGCUAUACUUGCCAGGUACCCAGACACAAAUAUCCACAUAUACACAGUGGAGACAGCAGAACCACAGACUAUACUAGACCGGGCACAGAACCAGUUCAAUGUGAAAGUGGAACCAGGCAGGAUACACUUUGUAAGGCUGAGCAUGCGGAGAGUGAUUGAAGCCAAGUCAUAUCCUUACUUCACACUGCUGCUGCAGAGUUUGGGCUCCAUGAUUCUUGGACUGGAAGCCUUUAUGAAGCUCAAUCCUGACGUCUAUAUAGAUACGACGGGGUUCGCGUUCACCUUCCCAAUAUUCCGCUACCUGGCGGCGUGUCCCGUGGGCUGCUACGUCCACUACCCGACCAUCACGGCAGCCAUGAUGCGCCGCGUCAAGCACCGCAUCGUUUCAUACAACAACAACAGUCUCAUCGCCCGCAAUCCUCUAUUCACCUGGAUCAAGUUGCUCUAUUACAAAAUGUUCGGAUGGCUGUACGGAGUGAUGGGUCGGUGUGCGGACGUGGUAAUGGCGAAUGGUACGUGGACGGAGGACCACAUCAACGAGCUGUGGAAUGUACCACUUAGCACCUUCAGGGUGUACCCGCCUUGUGAGGUGACAGAACUGAAACAGCUAAGGUCCUUGGUGAAAGACACGGAUCCCAUUCGCAUCCUAUCCGUGGCCCAAUUCCGGCCGGAGAAGGAUCACCCGUUGAUGCUGCAAGCUAUGUACGAACUUAGGAACUUGCUGGUCAAGAACGAAAUGCUCUGGAAUAAGAUAAAACUGGUACUAGUGGGAUCCUGUCGGAAUGCUGAAGACGAGGAGCGUGUCCAGAACCUGAAGGACUUGGCGAAGCACCUGUCGCUGGAGGAUUCUGUCCAGUUCGUGGUGAACGCGCCCUACGCCAGACUCCUCCAGAUGUACCAGACCUCCAGCCUAGCUAUCCAUGCCAUGUGGAAUGAGCAUUUUGGAAUCAGUGUCGUGGAAUGCUUGGCUGCUGGACUGAUAACUAUAGCGCACCGGUCUGGCGGGCCCCUGGCGGACAUUAUAGAGACGGCGUCGGGUUCCCGCAACGGGUUCCUGGCGGCCGAGCCUGACGAGUACGCGCGCGCUAUACUUGAGGUCAUCGCCCUGCCAGCUCAUGAGAAGAAGGCUAUCAUUGAGGCUGCUAGAGCAUCGGUGGACAGAUUCUCCGAGAAAGAAUUCGAGAAAUCAUUCCUGCGAGCCGCGGAACCACUUCUAAGACUCGAUUAGUUGAAUAAGCGCUUUCCUUCUUCUGUAAAUUUCUUUCCAUUAGUUAUAAGCUUAAUAAAAUUGAUCCAAAGUUUUA